UUACUAGCAAACCUGAAAAUGGGCAAAUGUCAAUACAAGAGACUUAAUUAAAACAUCAGACGGUGCCAGAAAGAAUUACGGAAUGGCCUCUGAUAAGAAAUAACUUUAUUAAGCACGGAUUCGUAGACAUAUCUUGACAGUCUCCCGGCGGUGGUGGUCUCGGGAUUUCUCUUCGCUCCCCCCGUUUCUCCCUUCGAUAGUUUUCUACGUAUCCAGUAUGCCGAGCAAGAAAAAGAAAUACAACGCAAGAUUUCCGCCGAUUUUUAUUUUCCGCUUUGAAGGCAAGAAUUAAGAAGAUUAUGCAGACAGAUGAAGAAAUUGGAAAAGUUGCAGCUGCUGUUCCUGUUAUAAUCUCUCGUGCACUUGAGCUCUUCCUGGAGUCGCUCCUGAAGAAGGCCUGCCAGGUAACACAGUCUCGAAGCGCCAAGACUAUGACUACAUCACACCUGAAACAGUGUAUUGAACUUGAACAGCAAUUUGACUUUCUGAAGGAUCUUGUGGCCGCAGUACCAGAUAUGCAGGGAGAGACCGAUGACAAUCACACAGAGGGGGAGAGAGUGUCAAGGAGGGGUCGAAAACCAGGAAGUAGUCGGAAAAAUGGAGGAACAGCCAUGAAAGGCAAAGAUAAAAAACAGUCGGAGACAGAUUCAGAGCAAGAGGAUGAUUCAGAAGGUACGGAAACAGAAGGUGAAGAAGAGAUGUGUUCUGCGCCUGCUGCAGGAAAUCAAUCACACGUCACUUUUCAAAGUCCUCAGGCUCCAUCAUUCCUUCACUUCCAUUCUGGGCCUUCCCUGCCCCAGGUACCUGCUGCUCUGACCGCAAUGCCAGCUCCGUUACCACCCCCUGUCUGCGAAGAGGAAGAGGAUUAUGAUUCGUAGCCUCUGGAAAGACCCAUUUAAAUUCCGUUUUCAUUUAUUUGCUUUUUUCCCUUCUUUUAUUUUGGUUUUUAAACGGGAGGUAGAAUGCCUUGGGGUUGGUGGGGUUAAAUGUGUUCUUAAAUUUAUUAAAAAAGGAGUUGGAGGAUUUAA
Spea bombifrons (plains spadefoot toad) is the source of this 1028-nucleotide messenger RNA. RefSeq names its product DR1 associated protein 1 (gene DRAP1). Gene Ontology annotation, cellular component: negative cofactor 2 complex; nucleus. Gene Ontology annotation, biological process: negative regulation of transcription by RNA polymerase II; positive regulation of transcription by RNA polymerase II; transcription by RNA polymerase II. NCBI's taxonomy places the organism in Eukaryota, Metazoa, Chordata, Amphibia, Anura, Pelobatidae. Gene Ontology annotation, molecular function: transcription coactivator activity; transcription corepressor activity; protein heterodimerization activity. The transcript has 8 exons. The record is from RefSeq and is a predicted model, not a curated record. The coding region runs from base 300 to 878 and encodes 192 amino acids.